Messenger RNA from Rotaria sp. Silwood2, 579 nucleotides. The record is from the annotation of a GenBank genome assembly. NCBI's taxonomy places the organism in Eukaryota, Metazoa, Rotifera, Eurotatoria, Philodinida, Philodinidae.
AUGUACAUUACUACUAAUCUUCUUCUUUCAUUCUUGUUGGCAUUACCGAUCGCUAGUAUUGAAUUGAGGAGUGGUGACGAGGAAAAUUUCAAUGAACAUCUGCCGUCCAGCCGUGGUCUGAUCGACUGCUUUGUCUGGUAUUCUUUACAAGGUGAUCCUAGUGCACUCUUAGCUAAGACAGCGAAGCCGCCAUGUCGUGUACCAACAUCAUUUCCUAGGACGUUAUCCGGUGGAUGGUCGGUAGAUACUGCCUGUGAUGCUGCGAAGCAACCAAAUACCUGCUCAUUGCAUACCGGUGCUUACUGCUGUUAUCGAAACGCAUUAAAAAGUACGGGACCUGGAGCACAAGCAUGUUAUGAUGAGUUCGGUCAAUGGAUUUCAGAUCCGUGGCUCGGUGCCGGUACAAUUGAUAAAGAAACUCCACUGGGUUCUAUCAUUCAACAAGGAAAACACGUUUUUGCCGACGUUCUUCCAUAUUAUAGUUGCUGCAAGACCCUCUUUGCAUCACAACCCGAAACUUGCAACCGCUAUUACGAGAAACGACCUCCGGGACAAUGUGAGGAUAAACCCGUGGUUUAG